Molecule: messenger RNA, 386 nt
Organism: Paramuricea clavata
Lineage: Eukaryota; Metazoa; Cnidaria; Anthozoa; Malacalcyonacea; Plexauridae
Source: the annotation of a GenBank genome assembly
UAUUUCAGAUAUACAAUCCUUUCCACGACGUUUGUACGUCAGUGAACAACGAUGACGUCACAGCAACGGAAUGCCAGCAUGAUGACGUCAAGCAAUGGUGGGUCUGGACAAGAUGUCAUCAAAUAAAACAUCACAGCUCAGGAAAAUGUUUGGAUGUAAACGGAGAAAUAAUGUCGUGGACAAAACUGUAUGUAUCCACAUGUGACAGCCAUGUUUCAGGUCAACAAUGGUCAUGUCACAACAACUAUAUCCAAGUCAAUGGCACUGAUCUCAAUAUGAAUUAUGGGCAUAGUCCACCGGAUGUAAUUUUGUCUGAUUUAACCGGGGAUUACAACAAGUGGAGAAUGUUUAAUUCAACCAACAAUGUAUGUUCUGCUAAACUUUAA